AUGGGCCCUGAGACGAUGCCGCGACAGGUGGGCUCCGCCUCCGGUUCGCCGCUGCGGGCCACGCUCUCCAGCCAGGGGUGGGUGCCUCUGCGGGAGAGCCUUGAGUCGGCGACGACCGAGGACGCGUGCUUGGAGUGCUGUUCCGAGUUCAAAGAUCUCCUCGCACAGUGCAGCUCGCCCCUGAAGCGCGUCCACACGGAGCCCUCCCUGCACGACCGCGCCAUGCUUGCGGCCUCCGCGAUGGACGACGCCGAGGCCGCAGGGGUCGUCCGCGCCCUCGUCGCGGCCCUGCGGUCCGCCCCGUCGUCCAAGGCGCGCGUCGCGCUCGCCGGCCCGGCCCUCGCGAUGCUGGAGGGGCAGCACCAUCGCCGCGCAGACCUCGCGAGCCAAGCGGGCCUGUUCGACGUGCUGAGCAUCGCGCUGCGCGAGGACGCGAGCCCCGACGUGCGCCGGACGCUCCUCGCCGUGGCGCGGUCCAUGCUCGAGGCCGGCGGCGACCGCGAGAGCCGGGUGGCGCGGGCAGCGCAGGAGGGCGUGUUGCGGUCGACGGUGGAGGCGCUGCGCGGACAGGCGGACGAGGGGGCGUGCGAGAGCGCGGGCGGGGUGCUCGCGGCGCUGCUGGCGUCGGGGGGGGGCCCGAGGGAGGCGGCGGUGGCGUGCGGGGCCGCGGAGGUGCUUGCUGCCGCGCUGCGGGACGCGAGGGGCGACACGCCGCUGCGGACGCUGGCCAUCGCGGCUGGGUGGCUCGUGCACGGCGACGACGCCGGGGCGGGCCGGCGGCGCGACGCGGCGCUUGCGGCGGGGUGGGCGGAUGCGAUCGCGGGUGCGCUUCGGGCGGCGGGGACGAGCGACCACACGCGCGCUCGGCUCGGGUUCGCGGCGCUGCACAUGCUCCAGGGCGGCGGAGACGAGGAGCGGCGGCGGCAGGGCGCGGAGGCGACGGCGCUGCCGCUUGCGUUGAUCGAGGCACGGAGGGCGUGCAACGACCCGGCGUGCAAAGCGACGCUCGCCGCGGCUGCUGCGGAGCUGAAGCGGGCGCGUGUGGGCCGAGAGUCGCUGCGUGGCAGCGAGAGGGCGGACGUGGUGCUGCCUGCGCCGCUGCAGCAGGCGGCGGAGGGGCGCGACCCACAUGGUGCGUGCUGGGCGUGCGGGAGCGCGGGGGGCGACGUGGAGCUGGUGCCGUGCGGGCGGUGCGAGCGCGUGAGCUACUGCAGCGUGCGGUGCCGGCAGAAGGACUGGAAGACUCACAAACCAGACUGCCUGUGA
Molecule: messenger RNA, 1266 nt
Organism: Pedinophyceae sp. YPF-701
Lineage: Eukaryota; Viridiplantae; Chlorophyta; Pedinophyceae
Source: the annotation of a GenBank genome assembly